Molecule: messenger RNA, 6933 nt
Organism: Paramuricea clavata
Lineage: Eukaryota; Metazoa; Cnidaria; Anthozoa; Malacalcyonacea; Plexauridae
Source: the annotation of a GenBank genome assembly
AUGGCGGAAACACCAUACCGUUCUUGGAAGAACUGGAAGAAAGCGAAAGAAAGGUAUGAUAUAAACUGUGCUAUAAAAGCAAUGCCUGCUGGUCUAUGUGAAAGCAUUCUUGAUUCUGACAACGUGGAGGGUAUGAUAGAUAAAUGUGUGGAAAAACUUAAGAAUAUUUUAGACCACUGGCCUGUAAGUUUAUACCUUGUUGAAGAGGACCUUAUUUAUAAAGAAUUGCAAGAUAUUAUCGUGUAUCAAGUCAAGAUAAAACAACAUGUAAAGUUAGUAUUGGAUCAGAGCAGUCAAGGUAGAGUAAUACGUGAUGUGGUAUUGUGUUUAGAGCUGUUUAAAUGGCCUUAAUAUUUGCAAAUAUAUCAACAAUAUCGUAAGGUUUCAGCCAGACAAUAUACUCUGUCCUUGUUCUGUUGUGUGCUCAGUAUAAAUUUGCAUUUUCUCCACCCUUUAUACAGACACUUUAUAGGAAUGUAUGAAUAAUGUAUCGAUCAAUUCGAAACUUCGCCAUCCCCCCCCCGGGCCGACCCCGGGAAUUUGAACUUUUUGAAAUUUGACUGAUUUUGUGUGUGAAGCAGAAUUUUUCUUUGUCUUGUGGUUUCUCGGGUGGAACUAAUUAGAAAAGACAAACAGAAAUUCCGCUCUGUGUGCAAAAUUCGCCUAGUGGAAAACGGCCUUCACUACUGGUCAAAACCAACUUAAUUGCAGCCAAGGGCGUGGCGAACGAUUCCUGAUUGGGGGGGCAUCAUACCAUAAUUACCAGCUUGCUAACCCACCCCGUCGCCAAGAAAUUUUCGGUCUACCAUUUUAGGGAUAAAAAAAUUUUUGCGAAUAUCAAAAAUUUUCUCCGUUUAUCAAGGAAAUUUUUCUAAAAUUUGGAAAAAAUUUUGGAUUUUCUAAAAUUUUUGUAAAUAAUAUAAUAUUUCCUUUAAUAUUUAAAUAAUUCCUUUGACCAACUUUUCAAAUUUUGACCAACUUUUCAAAGUUUAGAAUUAUUAGGGGGGGGGGGGUGUCGCACCCCCCUAAGCCUCCCAGUUGCCACGCCCCUGAUUGCAGCACUUGGUAGAGUCAAACUGGAAGCACUCUUCUCAUGUUAACAUAUGGUAUGCUAUGAUCAGACAAAAUUGCAGGAAUUGAACCCCAGAACAGAAGCAGAGUUAGAUGGACCACUAGCUGUGCCACCAAUCCAAUGAUUAAAAAACAUUUCAUUUUUGUCAGGUUAUUGAGGCAUGACAACAUUGUUGCGUAUCGUGGAAUGGAUUCCCUCAAAAAAGAUCUACCAGAUUACAAUUUAAAACAAGGUAGCUUCAUGAUAAUUAUGGAAUAUGUUCCUGACAAUCUGAGCAAACAUGUGGAAAAUUUAAAAUCUCCUGAAGUAAAAGGUUUACCGAAAAGUCAAGUAUGGGACUUUGGAGAGCAGAUCAUGAGUGGCUUGUAUUAUUUACACAGUUUUUCUAUCGCACAUAGAGAUUUGAAACCUGAUAACAUUUUGGUAAGUACAUGUAAUAUGUAUUAUCAUAGGUAAAUGUGGUAUUGGAACCGCAUGAAAAAAAUUAACCCAUUGAGUGGCAGUAGUUUGCCCUUGAUCAGUAAAAUUAUCUGGCAUCAGACAGAUUAAAAUUAUACUUAAGUAGGGGCAUAAGGGUCCAUUGCCAUUAAAGAGUCAGAUAAUCUGCUUAACCCAUUGAGCAGCACCACUAAUUUCCCCUUGACGAGUAAAAUUAUUUGGUGUUUGACAGAGUAAAAUUUUAAGGUAGGAUGCAUUAGGGUACAUUGCCACUUAAGGGGUGAAAAGCGAACAGCAUACAUGUUGCAAGAGGUACGGUAACUAGUUGACUGGGACUGACUCAUUAUUAGUUGGUUGUUUCAGGCAGUUCCAACACAUUCAGCUCAACAAUACCAAUAAAAAUAAACCAAUCAGAUGAACAAAAUGGUUUAUCUUGUUUAUUUUUAUAGUUAGAGAAAGGUGUGACAAGAAUGCGGCUCAAACUUGCAGAUUUUGGUUUGGCACUGCAUUUGAAAAAUCCAAAUAACCCAGAAGAAAAUGAGCAACAACAUCAACGUUGGUGUGCACCAGAAUGUCUUGGUAUGGUACUUUGUCAUAUUUAACACUUAUUAACUGGGAGCGAGGGCAACAGUGUGUGAUAUGUAAGAGUUAAUUACCGAGAAGGAGGGCUUUAUGCUAUAUACAGCCCCGAGAACGCGAAGCGUUCGAGGGCUUUAUAUAGCAUAAAGCCCGACAUUCGAGGUAAUUAACUGGCUUAUUUCAUGAUUGAAGAGGUUUUCUAACAAAGUUUUAUGCUUUUUUUUCGAUUUCGACAAGUAUUUUUCUAGUUUUCUCGCUUAUUUCUUGACUAAUUAGGGCUGUAUGGUAUUCAAGGGCAUUAUGCUAUAUACAGCCCGCGGUACAUCAAAGAAAACCGAGUCAAUCAUGAAAUAAUUAACACUUAUCGACUGGGAGCAAGGGAAACAGUGUGGUAUGUUUUGUUGACCUGAGAUUGCCAAUGUUGUCAGUCGACAACAGCUGAGCAUUGGCACUUAAGGGUCCACAAAACAUUUGGGAAACAGUGUGUUUUGUGGACCCGAGACCGCUGUUGUUGCCCGAGGCAAAGUCAAGGGCAACAACGGCGGUCAAGGGGCCACACUGCUUUCCCGAGGUCUCAGUAAAUAAGUGUUUUGUUAUAUAGUAUGUAAGUGUCAAAGUAUGAAUAAAACCAAAACUGGAUAACGCCGUAAAUCAGUUCAGUAAAAAGUUUAAAAAAUGAACUUUGGAACUUCAUGGUUGACACGCAUGCGUAUUGCACCCAUUUUAUUAUUGACCUGUCAAUAAAUGUUUGAUUGCGGACCGGUUGCCGAACAUGACGUUUUGUGUACCGGCACGUGACACGGUUUUGACCAAUUGGCAAACAGAAAAUUUGAACUUUGACACUAACAAUAUAACAAUACAAAUUGUUAUUAAAUUAAUUUUGCUAUCACAAUACUUAAACAGCAAUGGUUAGAUAAAUGAAUUGGUGAUGAUGUGAUUGUGCUAUAAUAGUAUUAGACCCUGAAAUCACAGAUGAAGUUGGAUCAUUCAUGAAGAGCGACAUCUUCUCCUAUGGCUUAGUGUUGCAUUAUAUGGUAACUGGUGAUAAACCAUGGGCGACAGAAGAGUCGCAUGCAGCCGGUGUGGAGAGAAUGAAUGAGGCUUUACCCGACUACCCGGAGAACUUGGGCACAGGACCUCUGAACGAUUUAUAUGACAGCUGCUUAUGUUGGGAACCUGAACAACGUCCAUCUGCUGGAGAAAUUAUCAAUAAAAAGUUUCAAGGUAAGAAUACUUGAGUAUUCUCAAUAUAUAUGUGAACAUUAUCAUUUACACUUAGCGAGUGCUUGCGGCCUAAUUCACUUUCGAAAUUUUGAGUUGGGAGCAGGCUAAUUUGUACAAAGAUACUGUAAUUAUUUUUGAAGAUCCUUUACAAUUGUAGGAAAAGAAAUAUUAAUUAAAACAAGUUCACCCCCCCCCCCCCAGCUGUUAUACCCAAGUUUAUACGGCCCUGAAUCUACUUUUGACCAAAACUGAAGGAAAAUCAGACUAGUCCCCUAGGCAUUACACGUCUAGGGGCAUUGACUCCCCUAUACUGUCUCCCCUAUACUAUCACUCACUAUACUGUCUUAAAGUGUCUUUGAACUUUGAGAAAGGCUUUACAGAGUAUGAUGGUUAAAACACAAUAUAUAUACCGUAAUGUGUAAAGUACCAAGAGAGAGUUAACACUACUUGCUUGUUUCAAGUCUUCUUGAUUACGUCGUAUUAAUCGUAUUGUGUUUUUAGUCUUGCUGUAGAUGGGAAGGGAUACAAAACUCUCAUAAACUUUACUAGUUGUUAACAAGCUACUUUUCGAUCGAUCUAAUAAUCCACAGUUGUAAUUCUAAAAGUCCUUUAAUUAAUAAUCGCCGAGUUUCAUGAUCGGCGUUAACUUUAAAAUAAUAAUCGAAUUGUGGUUGUUGGAAAAAAGUGGGCGUGGCUCGAAUGUAACUCUCCGUAAUCUUAACUCUCCGAUCUAAAUUCACACUCCCAAUAUUUCACGAAGUGACUGCCACUUAAUUAGUUUACCUUAUAGAGCCUAAACGUCAGUCCGAGUUCGGACUUAUAACAUAACAUAACAUAUCACUACCACUUAACAUAAUAUUCUUCUAUAUUUCUAGCUCACACGAUAAACCCAUACACUGUGACGAUGCAGACAGCGGAGUUUUUCACUUGUGGAUUUCUUAAAGACACCCACAUUGUUGUUGCUGAUAGUUUAGUUGAUGAGGUAAUUAUGUAGUCGCAGAUUCGAUUUAAUAUUUAUAUUUAAGCCUGGAUUAAACCACAACCGCAAAAGUAUUGAUGGAAUUUAGCAAACAAACGUUUGCAUGAGAUUGAUCGCAAGUAUUUCAACUCUCGUCAAUGAUCAGUUUCAUUCGAAAGUUCAGUCCAAAAUAGCAUCUUCGUUACAGUCUAGUUUAUUUUAUUUUACUGUCUGGAGCGUCUAGUACUGAGACCAUUUUAGUGAGACAUUCUCUUUCAAAAAUAAGUAAAACUUUCCGUGUCCGAGAUCUGUAGGUAGGAAAGUGUACAUUUAGGUAUAUUAUGACUCGGUAAACGUAAUUUCAAUAUUGAAUUUUUAUUAAUAAUUGUGCCCAUGAAUUAUAGUCAUGAUUGCUAAUUGUUACUAGCCUGCUCAAAUUCGUAUCAUCAACUUUCCUAUAACUAUAAUUUCCUAUAAUUUCCUUUCCUUUUUUGACCUGUUCUGUUAAACAAGCCAAAAGUGUCGUUGAUAUUCCCAUCAAUAUUUCAUCCUGCUUAAAAUUGAUUACGUCAACGUCAAGAGAUCAUUUUGGAUCAAUAUUUCCUAGCAACAGUAUCAUGCUAUUCAUUUGUCUUUUAGUCUCUGGAUGACUCAUGUGGCCCAGACGUCCCCAGGCUACCCUCCUGACUGCUUGUCAUGCGAAGUCGAGAUUGAUAACUUUGAAUAAAUGACUGUCCUUACGACUCGGAAUUCAGAGAAACGUACUUGGAGAACUAUAGUCUUUGGAAAAUGUAAGAAAUUUGAGUGUUUUGUAAAGUAAAAUGUAUAUAGUCUAAUUAACGGCGAUUACAAAACUUAUAUGAACAUAUUCUACCUGAGUAGAAACAUUUUCACGCAGCAUUUAGAAGGGUAUUGUCUAUCGUGUCAAGAGGGUCGUGUUUCAUUGCAGAUGUAUGACCUCAGUCUUUCUUCAAUCCAAUUGUUAGACUAAAAGUGCAACCCUUUCUAAGAUUUUCAUAAACAUGGGCGGAUUUACGGGGGGGAAGAGGAAACCCUGACUUUAUAGUGAAAUCCAUCGAGCUAUAAUGCAUGUUUCCUCGUUGUUAUAUAGAAAGCCUUGGACAAAGAAAUAGACGACAAUGCCAAUAUCGCAUUGAAAGGCCUGACCACGCCACGAGAGGGCGAUGACGAAGAACAACGCGUUGCCUUAAAAUUCGGUCAGGCUACCUAUGUUCAUCACCGCGCUAUGAGAGAUGUGUGGAAAAGUCUAGAUGAAAAUAAGAAGACACAAAUCCUGCCCUGUAAGACCUCGGUACAUCCCAUGUUUAGUACGUCAUUUGGUCUCCAUGUUGCUGUGAUCACUGCUGAUCAGAUGUUCUCUUCACUCGCCGCGCAAAGAGAGGUUAUAUCUACUACCUUCACCAUAGAAACGGCCACAAUAUAUUCGAACACCGUACUUACUAAAAAGAUGUGUUUGCAACAGGCUUGUAGCAAGCUUGUCAACAAGUUGUAACAAGGCUGUUAUUUUAUCAAGUUGCGACAAGCUUGUCACUCACAACUUGUUGACACAUUACUGAACUGCAGGACGGUAACAAGUUGUUGGAACAACUUGCAACAAGUCUGUUGAGCUCAGUAACCUUGUAGCAAGUUGUCAACAACCUUGUAGCAACUUGUUAACAAACUGGGAACAAGCAGUGCGAACACAUCCUGUUGACAAGUUGUUGGAACAGCAUUGUUACAAUUAAUCUGCUACAAUUUGUUACAAUUUGUGCGUUUUUACUUGUGUAGUUUAAAUACAGAUAGGCAUAUACAAAUUCCAUGCAAUCACACAAUAGCCCGAAUAUGGAAUGACCUAUUCUUAACUCUGGUUAAAGAUGGGUUAAACCUGCAAUUUUAAUACAUAAAAAAACUUCGAUAUAGAUGGAUUUCAUUCAGCAUUAUCGUGCAGCUGAAGCCGGUUACAGACGAGCAACUUUUCUAUGACAAGUUUUUAUGUGACAAGUUUUAUUUGCCGAGUGCACGCGUGUAUAUGCAAUAAAUUUUAUAUGACAAGUUUUCAUAUGACAAGUUUUAUUUAGGCCAAAAAAAAAAUAUGUCGCUGGCCAGGUGAUCUCGUGUUCGUAUUUUAGCCAAUCGGCGCUCAGAAAGGGUUGUCCGAAUAGAAAUCCAUUUUGAUGUAUUCAGUCAAUUAUAUCUUUCGUUAUUCUUUAUGAAACUAGUUGAAAUUUUGUAAUUAUGUUUGGUUAUGAGAACUAUAGCUCUGACAAAAAUAUGGAAUCGAAAUAAAGUAUAUUAGAAGGAUAUUUUCAGUUGUUUUAAUCAUAAAAUGGAUUUCUAUUUGACAACUAGUGCCAGUACUUUUCCGCGUAUCAAGAUCACCUGGGGGCAAUCACAUUCACAUCAAAUGCUCAGAUUAUUUUGACAAGUUUUCUUUGCUGACCCGUAUAGACGAACAAAAUUUGUACUUUGACAAUUUUUUCUAUGACAAGUGUACUUGUCAAAAGCUAGCAUGCUAGCUUUUAAACAAGUGCACUUGUCAUAGAAAAAAUUGUCAAAGUUGCGUGUACAGACGAGCAAAUAAAACUUGUCACCUAAAAGAUAUAAGUAAUUUAAUUUUCUAGCAUGUUGCGCAUACCAUUAAUGUCGACAUUUCUAGGGUUGA